ACAAAGAUAUUCCAUUCGUGACUAUCUGGGUCGAAUACUCAGAUAUCCCCAUCGCUAUGAAGGCCAUCGAUAGCUCGGACGUCUAUACCGUCCCUGUCCUCAGCGACCCCAACACCGGUGCCCUCAUCACGGACUCCCUCGAAAUCGCCUCCUACCUCGAAAAGACAUAUCCCGAGAAGCCUAUCUUCCCAAAUAACUCAGAACCCCUGAUACGCGCGUUCGACUCUGCCUAUAUGAGCCUUAUUCUAUCUGGAAUUAAGCUCUCAUCUCGUUCGGUAGACGUCCCGUUGCCCUGGGAUCCGAACUGUGAUGCAGAAUGGAAGCUACUAGAGAAGGGGUACAAUACUGCAUACGAGUGGUACCAGAAGACUGUCGGGAAGUGGAUCAUGGGCAACACCUUUUCAUAUGCAGACAUCGUUGUUGCUUGUUGGUUGGUUGCAUACAAACGAGUGCUGAAGGAUGAUGAGUGGGCCAGGAUCAUCCUGGCAGAUGUCGAGAAGGAGUAUAAUUUGGCUUAGGAGAAGACUUGCACGUAUAAGAUCAAUCACUUCAGGGGCAUGGAAAUGAUAGUGAAUGCUUCACAAAUCGCC
Messenger RNA from Suillus subalutaceus, 590 nucleotides. RefSeq lists its product as uncharacterized. Lineage: Eukaryota; Fungi; Basidiomycota; Agaricomycetes; Boletales; Suillaceae. The record is from RefSeq and is a predicted model, not a curated record. Gene Ontology annotation, biological process: glutathione metabolic process; L-phenylalanine catabolic process. Gene Ontology annotation, molecular function: maleylacetoacetate isomerase activity; glutathione transferase activity. The transcript is spliced from 4 exons. Bases 57 to 518 code for a protein of 153 amino acids.